Hydra vulgaris (swiftwater hydra) is the source of this 1561-nucleotide messenger RNA. RefSeq lists its product as uncharacterized. The record is from RefSeq and is a predicted model, not a curated record. Lineage: Eukaryota; Metazoa; Cnidaria; Hydrozoa; Anthoathecata; Hydridae.
CUUAUAUAGGAUUAAAUCAUUACAGAGUUAACAGUGUUUUUUGUUUGUGUAGGUGAUGGAAUUUAUUAAAACCAGCAUCAUUAGAAUCCUGCCAUCUAUAGAUGCAACUUUAUUAGAGCAACUUGCAACUAGUUUGGAGCUAGAUGUUGGAGUGGAGACUCAAGCAGAUCUUCAUUUAGUUACAUUUGAAGACUUGUUUGGCCUAAAACCAAUACAAAAACGAAAACUACUUCAAUCAUGGUUAUCAAAUAAUGUGGCUGAUUCCAACAUGUUGACACCAGCAUUGAUGACUUUGUCGUCACCAUGUAUACCCUGCUCUUCUACUGAAAUUUUAGCAGCAGAAGGAUCUUCUGCGGCAUCAAAUUAUUUUGGACCUUCUGAUUGGUGUUGUUUAAUGUACCAUGGGGAAAAAUAGAUAAGAAAACGAUUGAAAAACUAGAAUCCGGUGAACGUCUUAGUGCAACAGAAAGAACGGCAAUGGUGCGGAUAGUAUUGGACGAAGUUAGAUCAGUUUGUCUAAAGCCGUUGAAAAAACACUUGGAUAUUAUUGCAUCCAUAAUUGUUUUAAAAUAUCCAAAAGCAUUGAAGGAUGAAUACAAUGGUAAUUUGAUAGGUAGUGGUCAUGAUAGUCUGACAUUACAAUUAGUCAAUCGUUAUGAUUAUCUUCAGCGCCCACGUGGUGCUUUGCCAGAAGUGGAUUUUGAAGUAGAAAAGGUAUCUGCUCAAGACGAUGAAAAAAAACAUCCUUUUAUGAAUAGAAAGAGAGAUAGUUAUGGAUGUCUCAAUUGGGAAUGUACAGGAUUGCUUAGCUCACAGUCUACUCCAGCUGAAAAACUGUACAGUUUGCAGCGAAGUGCUAUAAAUGGGAACUUAAUUCUGCUCCCAGAAUUGAUGCAACAGUUUCCAGAGCUGUUUACGGUGAGCGGAUUACUGAAUCACUUUGAUGUGUUGAUGGGUGGCUUAAAAGCCACUGAAAAAUUAACAACUUCAUUAGCUGACCAAAAAUUAGCAGCAUUUUUGUUAAACUGUAAAUCUACAAAUGAACACAUAAAAAAAGCUAUGCAAUCAAUGGAUGAGCUAAAAGUUGCAACUGCUUCUGAUCUACCUGUGGCUCCUAGCUUGAUGACUGCAUUGGUCUUUCUUUUUGAUGAAAAGUUGCAUUGUCUUUUUUUGUUGAUGGAUGAAACAACUGACAUGUCUGAAGUUCCACGUGGUCAACUUCUUACUCCUCAUUUGUGUGUUUUAGGAGAUGCAUUGCUGACAGCAAAAAGGUUCGUUCUACUUGUUGACGGUAUUCCAAUAGUAGAGAACAUUACAAAUUUUACGAAAGCAUUUUGUUGUUUGUUUGCUUGUUAUUAUGUAUUCAACAUUCCUUAUCCAAAUGAAGUAUCAAAAACUUUAGAAUUUUGCCAGCGUGUUUUUUUUGGAAUCAAUCCUGAAAAGGGAUCGAAGUCGCGAUGCACAAAGAAGGCGAUGACUGUCAAUAGAACUGUGUUAAAAAUGAUGCAGAAAUUAGCUAGCUUCAUUUAAAUAUAUAUAUAUAUAUAUAUAUAUAUAUAUA